UAUGAAACUUCACAUGAAGCAUAAUGUGAGGGCUACUACGUUCCUCGCGCGCCCAGUGUACGCGAGUGUGACGUCACAGAGACCCAUGACGUCACAAUGCUACGUUCCUCAGCCGGGAGUUCAGCGUUAGGCCGCUAUCAGAGCAGAAGCAAAGAUACUCACGUAAGAAAACACUCGAAGUCGAUUGCUGAUUUUCCAGCGCAUCAUUAUAAGCACCUGAAAGUUGGAGGAAACAGCACCGACCCUUCAGCAGCAAAUCCAGAGGCUUCUCCUGCAACAGCAGCAGCUAUGGAGAACAGCCCAACAGAACAAACAGCAAAAUACAAGAUGGACAGCCUUUGUGCAUUCUUCAAAAAGACAUGGCUUUCUGUGAAAAGUGCCAUCCAGUGUCGACAUCAAGGCAACAAAGUGACCCCUCAUCAGCCUGUGUCCGACACAGAUUCAGCUGAUCCUCCAGAAGAUCCUCAGUCUGGUUCAUCUGACCCUGAUCAAGAUCCAGAUGCUUCAAAGAUGACAGCUGUCGUAGCACCAUCUGGCCUUGUGCCAGCGGGUCUGCAGGAUCCAGCUGAUCCUCUUCCAGGCCCGUCUUCUCUUGAUCCAGUAGCCCCCAAAUUUCCAGGUGCUUCCAAGCAUAGACGAAUCACAGAUCGAACCCAUUUCAGAGCAGCCUGUUUCACCGAUCCAACUCCUGUUCCAUUUGAUGAGAUUUAUGAAGUGGGAAGAAAGAUUGGAGAAGGAGGCUUCGGCACUGUGUACGAGGGGAUUUCGAAAUUUCUACGUGAGCAGGUUGCCAUCAAAAUCAUCCCUAAGAGGGACAGAGACCGCUUUAUCGUAAUUCCUGGCUGUUCAAAGCCGCUGUUUGCAGAAGUGGCUCUAAACCUGCUGCUGAAACGACCUCCGUUAAGCCCCUACAUUGUGCACAUGCUGGAAUGGUUUGAAGAGGACGAUCGGUUCAUCCUGAUCCUGGAAUAUCCACAACCCUGCAAAGACUUGCUCAAAUUCAUGCUGAACAACAUGCAGCUACUGGAUGAAUCCCAGACACGUAGGCUGAUGUACCAAGCGGUGCUCGGGGCCAAGCACUGUCUUGACCGAGGCGUCUUCCACCGUGACAUUAAAUUGAAUAACUUUCUGAUCAACACAAAGACUAACCAAGUCAAACUGAUAGACUUUGGCUGCGGUGACCUCGUCAAAAGUUCAGGCUACUUAGGCUUUACAGGAAGAGUCUGUCCACCUGAAUACUACAAGGACUUAAAAUACGAGGCAGGGCCAACAACCGUCUGGUCUCUGGGCUUUAUGAUGUACUCAAUGAUUUACAAACGUCAGCCCUUUAGAAGUCUAAAAGACAUGAUGCAUGGCAGUCUGAGGUUUAAGCACAAAAUAUCCACAGAAUUGCAAGAUUUGAUAUGCCGCUGCAUGACUCUUGACCCAACGGAGAGAGCAACUGUUGAGGAGAUCCUACAGCAUGAAUGGUUUCAGCAGGGACAGAUGUCAGGAGGAGCUCAGGAUCAGCAGAUGCUCCAAAUCGGCCCCAGUGAGGAAAAUCUGCACAAACCAUUCAGCAGAGGGUCUUCAGAGCGGCAAGUUUAGUUAAAAAAAAAUAAAAUAAAAUGGUGAAUAAACAACAAAUGACUAAGGAAGAACAAAAGUAGUGCACAAUAAAAUAGAGAACCCAUGUAGUUUGGGGUGAAGUGACAUGUAUUUUUGGAGUUUUGU
This is a messenger RNA of Cyprinus carpio (common carp), 1713 nucleotides long. RefSeq names its product serine/threonine-protein kinase pim-2-like. Lineage: Eukaryota; Metazoa; Chordata; Actinopteri; Cypriniformes; Cyprinidae. The record is from RefSeq and is a predicted model, not a curated record. The transcript is spliced from 8 exons. Gene Ontology annotation, biological process: regulation of mitotic cell cycle; protein autophosphorylation; negative regulation of apoptotic process. Gene Ontology annotation, cellular component: cytoplasm. The coding region runs from base 97 to 1587 and encodes 496 amino acids. Gene Ontology annotation, molecular function: ATP binding; protein serine/threonine kinase activity.